AAAUUAAGCUCUGCAUGUGAUGAACAGUCCCUUUAAUUUAUUGCCUGCAUUAAUUCAAUCUGUGAACGAAGUUUGUUGUAAGUAGAUAGGAAGAAAAGAAGGGAUCGGAGAUCAUCAAUUUCAAUUCACUUGUUUCUUCUCUGUAAAUCGAUCUCGAUCAUGGCAUUUCCAAUGCAUCUCUUUCUCACCCUGCUCUGCAUUUCAUCAUUGAUUGGAGUUGACGCAGCGAUUUUCACGUUGAAGAAUAGAUGCAACGUGACGAUAUGGCCAGGGAUUCAAUCAGGAGCGGGGCAUCCCGUACUGAUGAAAGGAGGGUUAGUGUUGGAAGCGGGGCAGAGCGAGAGGAUCGACGCGCCGGCGGGGUGGUCGGGGAGGAUCUGGCCGCGGAGUGGAUGCGCGUUUGAUAAAUCCACCGGGAGAGGGAGUUGCGGCACGGGCGACUGCGGCGGGACCCUCCAGUGCGACGGCGCGGGUGGGGCCCCGCCGGCGUCUCUGGCGGAGUUCACCCUGGACAGCCCGCUCGACUUCUACGACGUCAGCCUCGUCGACGGCUUCAACGUCCCCGUAUCCAUCUUCCCGUCCGGCGGAUCCGGGGAUUGCUCCGAGGUCAAGUGUCUCCGGGACCUCAACAGGUCGUGCCCGCAAGAACUGCAGGUCCGGUCCACCGGCGGCGAAGUCAUAGCGUGUAAAAGCGCGUGCAACGCUUUCAACAAGCCGGAAUAUUGCUGCACCGGCGAGUUCGGCAAUCCGCAAACAUGCCAGCCGACAAACUAUUCCCGUAUAUUCAAGAAUGCUUGUCCAAGAGCUUAUAGCUAUCCAUAUGAUGAUGCCACCAGCACUUUCACCUGCACAAAAGCAGAUUACUUGAUAGCUUUCUGUUAGAAAUUUAAUAUGCAGUCUAAUCUAGCAGCCUAAAGGCUGUUUAAUUUCAAGAAAGCUUUAUAAUUCAUAUAUGAAAGAUUGAAAACAUACGACUAUAUGAACAAA
This is a messenger RNA of Ipomoea triloba (trilobed morning glory), 987 nucleotides long. Its product is annotated as pathogenesis-related thaumatin-like protein 3.5. Gene Ontology annotation, cellular component: extracellular region. Bases 160 to 882 code for a protein of 240 amino acids. Lineage: Eukaryota; Viridiplantae; Streptophyta; Magnoliopsida; Solanales; Convolvulaceae. The transcript is spliced from 2 exons. Gene Ontology annotation, biological process: defense response. The record is from RefSeq and is a predicted model, not a curated record.